UCUGAGCAGGAAUGGAGGGGCACAGUUGAGACUGCCUUUCUGCAGGGGGGAAUGGGCUGCUGGCUGUACCCUCGAUGGGCUGGGGGGCUUGAAGGGCCCCAGGGAGAUGGAUGGGUCUCGGAGGGGGUGAGGCUUACAGUCCUAUGGUACAGGGAGGGGAUCCUGCCCCAGCAAAGGCUGUGGCCCUGCUCCUGAGCUGGCUGUGCUGGCUUCAGGCCACCCUGAUGGCCACAGGCCUGGCAACAUCCCGCGGCCACAAACCAGCUCGCAGCUGGCCAAAAAUAACAGCCCCUUCACACCUUGGGAGAGAGAAGCCAGGCAGCUCCCUGCCAGCACGCAGGCUGGCCCUGCUCAUCCGGGGCAGGAAUGCUCAGCCGGCAAUGUCACCCGCUCUGCUGCGGGCACCGGCACACGGAGGAGAAAGCCAGCAGUGCCGCCAUGCUUCCCACUGCCCUCACCCGCCCUGAGCGCAUGGAAAAGGCCCCUGCCUGUGGGGUUACUGGGAGCAGGACCCACUCAGGUCAGCACCACUCUGCCCUCACAGCUCGAGCCCACCCGGCUCCUUUGCUCCCUGUAUGUCCCAGCUGCUGCAAGCUGGCUGCGGGGCACGGGGACUGCCCCCCAGCCACAGGACCGCCCCACCGCUCGGCAUCUGACCGUGUCCCUUGGAUGCACUCGAUGCUGGAACGAGUUAAAGGCAAGCUAGGAGCGCCUUCGAAAGCCCGGCACGGUCCCAGCUUUGCCGCGUGCCCCGCAGUCACCUAGGGCUAGCCCUGCUUCCUGGCAUGGCCGCAGCGCUGCUCUGCCUGCGCUUCCACCUGCCUGCUGCUGCCUGGCACGUCCCUGCCCGCUCAGCCCCACACGCUGCCCCUGGGCCCUACGUCGGCACCCCCCGGCUGGCUCCUGCAGCUCCCCGCGGGUGCUCCUGGGGCUGGCGCUGCUAGCCUGCGUGCGCCCCGCUGUCCCCCUUGCCUCAGCCCUGCUGCCAGGGACAGCCCCGAGGCUGCCAGUCAAGGGACCCGCGUGCUCCGAGGGCUCCCUCUCCCUUCUGCUUCUCCAACCCUGCCUGCCUUUGCCGGGUUUCCCUCCCUUGGCCUUUCUCUUGUUCCGCUUUCACUCUGCUGCCUGUUUCCUCCCAUUUCCCUUCCCUCCGUCCUGCUGCCCGGGUGCCCAGACGUGUUCAGCCGAGGUGGCUUGCAGCCCGUGCCUCCUCUCCCUUUGCCAGGCUGUUUGUCUCACUCUCCCUUCCCCCUGCUUACAGCACUUCUGACACCAUGGGAUUAUUUUUCUUUUUCCCCUUGUCUUGUAGCUUUUGGCUCCCAAGGCCCUUGAUUUCCUUCGGAGUUUGGGAGGAGAGACGUGAGGAGGAGGGGGGGGGUGGAGAGGCUGCCUUUCCUAGGGCCUUCGUCAGAGCGAAGUGGUCAGGAAGAGCCGCAGCCCUUCCACGCCGGAGAGCAGCGAGGCGCCGGGGCAGGAGCCGCAGGAUCGCACCCCUCCACGGCAGACGAGAUGAAGCAGUUCUUCCUCCUCUUCCUCCUCGGGUUCAUCACCAGCUCCUUGCAGAUCGAAGACAACAAGAUCCCUGGGCUGUGCUCGGGGCAGCCGGGCAUCCCAGGGACCCCAGGCCUGCAUGGGGCCCAGGGUCUGCCAGGCAGAGAUGGACGAGACGGCCGGGACGGGGCGAUGGGGAUGCCGGGAGAGAAGGGCGAGAUGGGCCCUCCUGGAGCGCCCGGUCCCCGCGGGGAGGUGGGCAGCCCCGGCGCGGAUGGCCUGCACGGUGAGAAGGGGGCGCAGGGCGAGUGCGCGGUGGCCCCCCGCUCGGCCUUCAGCGCCAAGCGCUCCGAGUCGCGCAGCCCGCCGCUGGCUGAUCAGCCCAUCCGCUUCGAUGUCGUGCUCAUCAACGAGCAGGGCCACUACGACCCCACCACAGGCAAGUUCACCUGCGAGGUGCCCGGCCUCUACUACUUCGCCGUCCACGCCACCGUCUACCGCACCAGCCUCCAGUUCGACAUCAUGAAGAACGGCCAGUCCGUCGCCUCCUUCUUCCAGUACUACGGGAACUGGCCCAAGCCCACCUCGCUCUCGGGGGGGGCCUUGGUCCGCCUGGAGCCCGAGGACGAGGUGUGGGUGCAGGUGGGCGUGGGGGACUACAUCGGCUUCUACGCCAGCGUCAAGACAGACAGCACCUUCACCGGCUUCCUUGUCUACUCCUACUGGCAAAACUCCGCCGUCUUCGCCUGAGGCUGCCCUCGGCUGCGGCCGGGGCCAGGGCCGUGCCCCUUCCCGGCCACCGGCGCCCCUGGGACAGCGGUGCCAGGGUCCGGCCGCGUGGGAGCCGGGACACCGGCACCCUCGC
Aquila chrysaetos chrysaetos is the source of this 2356-nucleotide messenger RNA. RefSeq names its product C1q and TNF related 5 (gene C1QTNF5). The record is from RefSeq and is a predicted model, not a curated record. Gene Ontology annotation, molecular function: protein binding. NCBI's taxonomy places the organism in Eukaryota, Metazoa, Chordata, Aves, Accipitriformes, Accipitridae.